Leptosia nina is the source of this 1299-nucleotide messenger RNA. The record is from the annotation of a GenBank genome assembly. Lineage: Eukaryota; Metazoa; Arthropoda; Insecta; Lepidoptera; Pieridae.
AUGAUUAAUAAGCAAAAAUUAUUCUUAUACACAAUAACAAUAUUUUUAUUAACAAUAUAUUGUAACGCUUUAAAUUCCAAUGAUAUACGACACUACUUAGGGACUCGUACGCCAUACAGAAUAAAGUACAAUAAGAAUGAUUCCAAGAUAAAAAUUCCUCAUUGUAAGGGUGAAAAGAUUUGGAUGUUAAUAAGACAUGGUUCCCGUUUACCCAGUGCUAAAGAUAUUGUGGGAGCACAAACAGUCCUUCAAAACUUGAAGUAUGAAAUUCUUUUGCAGCAUAAAAUGGGAAAAGGACUGUUAAAUAAGGAACAAUUAAAAAACUUGGAACAUUGGGUUAAUGAUAUGCCUGUGGAGGAGGAGAAAUACUUGACCUUAGAAGGGCAAGAUGAAAUGGUUUUACUGGCUGAGAGGACACACAAAAGAUUCUCCAGUAUUAUAAAACAGAAAUAUGACAAUAAUUCUUUUCAGUUCCGAUACACAGCAACUCAGAGAACACAACAAAGCGCGAGAUAUUUCUCAAUUGGAUUGUUUGACAAGAAAAGUGCUCACGAUGUUGUCUUUGAACCAGCUCUGAAAGUGGAUAAUACUUUACGAUUUUACAAACACUGUGAAAGGUGGAGAAAAGAAGUUAAGAAGAACCCUAAAACAUUAGCAGAGCAAAGGAGAUAUGGGGUCAGUGGAGAGAUGAAUGAAACAUUGGGAUAUGUGUCUAAAUAUUUGGGUCUCGAUAGAGUAUUGGACCUGGAAAUUGUUUCGUUGAUGUACAAAAUAUGUGGAUAUGAAACUUCUUGGCACAAACAUUUUGUAUCUCCGUGGUGUUUCGCCUUCGAUAGCAAGGGUGUACAGAGGCUAGAAUAUUAUUAUGACUUGAAACACUACUGGAAUGAUGGAUACGGUCACGAGUUGACAGCGCGUCCAGCUUGCAUGAUGAUGAAGCAUUUGUUUUCUACCAUGAGGAAUGAAAGUCGAAAUGCGACCUUUCUAUUUGCGCACUCUGGGACGCUUUUGAAGCUUUUAGCCCAUUUACAGCUGUAUAAGCCGAAGUCUCACCUGCGUGGUGACGCAAUAGAUGAACAAAGGACCUGGAAGACCUCAAAUAUUGAUUGCUUUGCUUCUAACUUAGCCUUCGUUUUAUACAGGUGUAAAGAUGGCGUCAAACUACUGACAAUGCAUCAAGAGAGAAUCAUAAAACUGCCCAUGUGCGAAACGGAGCUUUGCCCACUGAAACACUUAGAAGAAUAUUUUUAUAAUUCUAUACACAAAUGUAAUUAUGCCGAUAUGUGUAACGUAUCAUAA